Molecule: messenger RNA, 861 nt
Organism: Caenorhabditis briggsae
Lineage: Eukaryota; Metazoa; Nematoda; Chromadorea; Rhabditida; Rhabditidae
Exons: 4
Coding region: 1-861 (286 amino acids)
Source: RefSeq, a predicted model, not a curated record
AUGACGGAGUUGAUUGAUAAACCGAAUUACGUACUCACCGGAAUGUAUGUGCCAGGAACCAACGGAGAAAUCGCGUCGAGAGAGGAAAUGGCAAAAAUAGAUAAGAUUUUGCGGUAUGUUCUUCAAUGCAUUGACAAGUUUGUGGAGGAGUACGACCACCAGGUGCAGCAUUCCCAACUUCAGUACAGGAGCGUGCAACUGCAAAAGGAGGAGAAGUGGGUUCAUUAUUCGAAAUGUUUCGAUCACAAGGCUCUUUUCAGUGUGGAGGCUGAUGGUGCGAAGUUUGUGAUCCAGGUCGAAAACUUCAACGAUUUCCAAUUGAGAGCUCAUGCGGUCAGAAACCGUGCACAAAUUCGAAUUCCAAUAUCGGAACUAGCCAUUCUACCGGAUGAGAUGGUUGUUGCGAAUAUGUCGGAGUAUGCGAGGGAUAAAUACGAGUGGUUUUUGAAUCACUUCUUCCACGAGUUUUUUCACAUGCUCGGAGCCUAUCAUGCUGACACUGGAAUCAUGUCUGGAGUGAUCACCCUCUUCAACAACAACAACAACACACUCCGUCUAGUUGACCUUCUGGACGACAUUUCAGCUAGGAUUCUGUCGGAAUCGUUGUCCAACAAGAUUACUGCAAUCCCACCAGAAGUCGUCUGCACGAUGAAGGACAACAAAUUGGAUCUUUGGACAAACUACUCCAUUCACACGAUUGUGGUCCUUAGCCAUUUUACCAUCCCCCAACACUUGCAAUGGGACGCUGUGGUUGUUCAAUUGGUGUACGGAGGAGCCGCAUACUUUGACAGGAACUCACUCCGUGCUGAGCCCACAAAGCCGGACCGCAUUCGUUGCCGCUUGCCGAUGGUCAAAAUUUGA